Molecule: messenger RNA, 1228 nt
Organism: Labrus mixtus (cuckoo wrasse)
Lineage: Eukaryota; Metazoa; Chordata; Actinopteri; Labriformes; Labridae
Exons: 9
Coding region: 185-964 (259 amino acids)
Cellular component (GO): membrane
Source: RefSeq, a predicted model, not a curated record
UGUCUGCAGUCUGUGUGGGACCUUGCAGACAGAAACUAGUCCGAGUCUCUGAGAGUGCUGCAGUGAGAGCAGCUCGUGAACACACCCUGCAGCAUCCUGCAGACCAUCCUCACACACGCGCACACGCAGAGUCCUCUGAUACACACCUGCACUGACAUCAGAGAUAAACGGCUGCAGCAGCACGAUGGCUCAGAAUGACAAAGACCCGAUGCCUCCGGUGGGGAACCUCGCCCCGGGACAGCUGCAGAGUCUGCUCAAGAUGGAGCCCAAGACUCUUGGAGCGAUCCAGGUGGUUAUCGGGGGUCUGAUUCUGUGUCUGAGUGCAUCUGUGCUGCAGAUCCAUGAAGUCCACUUCACAGGAGACGUGGCCCUCUUCCUCAUUGUGGUCAUACAGGUGACGUUGUCUGGAUCGGUGUUGAUCCACAGCGGGAGGAGACCGACUCUGUUCUGGGUGAAAUGCGUCCUGAUCCUUCAUCUCAUCAGUGCGGCGUUCGCCACAGCUGCUCUGGGUCUGAUGUCCAAACACCUGCCCUACCGCCAGGACUCGUACCACUGUGAACACUGCCGCAAGCUUGAGCUGCAUGCCGUGCAACAUUGUUUCAGGAAAUGCACCGGGCUGAUCGAGCAAAAGUGUAAACUGUUGAUCGACGGGAUCCUGGGGACGCUGGUGAUCUUCCUGGUCCUGGAGCUGCUCAUCUGCAUCACCGCCAUGCUGUUUGGACUCAGUGUCCUCGCCGCUGGUGGAACAAGGAGUCCAAGCCAGAGACCUGUCUACCCACAGAGUCGCCCCCCACCUGUCCCAGCUGUUGAGGCUGCUCCAGCUGUUUAUGUUGCUCCAGCUGCAGCCGAGCCAUGUCAGCAGGUCGAGGUGGUUGUGACUGAACCAGACUCAGAUCAGGUGGAGGACAUCUCGACUCCACCCACUGAACCUCAGGUGGAGCCCAUAGAAUCCUCAGUUCCCUGAACUCAACACACACACACACACACACACACACACCCUGCUCGCUGUGGUGUCAUGUCAUGUCAGUGGAGAUAUGGAGGUCACUUCCCCAUAUUUACACAGCGGCCAUUUUCCUCUGAUAACCCAGCGUGACACGGUGUCCUGGCCGACCAACAGCUGGUACGACCUACAUAGAACAUACUGGCCAACAAAACAUUUAAUGAAGCAGUUCCUUUACCUGCGCAAAGAUUUCAGGAAGAUUUUACUGUCCGUCUCCCAUCCAUGUGU